AUGGUUUCAAAAAUAUCUUCCACAUGAAAAGUCAAAAAGGUUCUGAAGAUCAGAGAAUUACCCACCGAUUCAUCUUUGGGCAUACAUGGGUGGUGUAAGAAAAGAUGCUUAGGCACGCUCCUCUAUGAGCUGGUUUAUGCCCUUCUUUUCUUGCUCCCCCAUCAAAGGAAUCCAUCCAAGACCAAAUAAAAAAUAUAAAGAAGAGAAAAAAGACCCAAAAGCAAAAUAAAGCUUCCACUGUGUAGACAAAAGAAGCUUUUUUACCCACUUCUCCCAGCUAUGAUCCAUUCUACAUACUUUCCUACGCACCCUUUCACACAUAUUCGUCCCCCUUACUCUUUUUUCUCCCCAUUCAUAUUUCAUAUUUCUCCCUUCCUGCUCAUCAUCCAAAAACAAACUCAGCUCAGAGAGAGAGAGAGAGAGAGAAUGGCAAGAUUAGGUGGGUUUUUCGUGUGCCUCUUGAUCGUGGCAAUGGACAUCGUAGGUGGGAUUCUGGGCAUCGAAGCAGAGCUUGAACAAAACAAGGUCAAGCACUUGAGGCUAUGGAUUUUCGAGUGCAGAGAACCAAGCCAUGCAGCUUUCAAGCUAGGAUUAGCCGCAGCAGGACUUUUGGUUGCAGCCCAUGUUGUUGCUAACUUGCUUGGUGGAUGCAGUUGCAUUUGUUCUCAAGAAGAGCUCCAAAAGGCACCUCCUAGUAAGCAACUUUCUGUGGCUUGCCUCGUCUUCACCUGGAUCAUUUUUGGGGUUGGAUUGGCCAUGCUGGUGAUUGGGACUUGGUCAAACCACAAGUCAAGAGCUUCAUGUGGCUUCACACACCAUCAUUUUCUAUCAAUUGGAGGGAUCGUGUGUUUUGUUCAUGGCCUGUUUUGUGUAGCAUAUUACAUAUCUGCCACUGCAUCCACUUACUAAAACCCAGUUCAGUAU
Messenger RNA from Prunus mume (Japanese apricot), 924 nucleotides. Its product is annotated as protein VASCULATURE COMPLEXITY AND CONNECTIVITY-like. Lineage: Eukaryota; Viridiplantae; Streptophyta; Magnoliopsida; Rosales; Rosaceae. The record is from RefSeq and is a predicted model, not a curated record.